AUGUUUCUAACUAGAAGUGAAUAUGAUCGAGGAGUGUCUACUUUUUCGCCAGAGGGUCGACUUUUCCAAGUGGAGUAUUCUCUUGAGGCAAUUAAGUUGGGGUCUACGGCAAUUGGUAUACAAACUAGUGAAGGUGUUAUUCUAGGAGUUGAGAAACGUGUAACUUCGUCAUUGCUUGAGCUGUCGUCGAUUGAAAAAAUUGUUGAAAUAGAUCAUCAUAUAGGUUGUGCCAUGAGUGGUUUAACGGCAGAUGCACGAUCAAUGAUUGACCAUGCACGCGUAUCAAGUUUAACGCAUAAUUUAUACUACGACGAGAAUAUUGGAGUCGAAAGCUUAACUCAAAAUGUGUGCGAUUUAGCAUUGCGAUUUGGAGAGGGUGCCGAUGGUGAAAAAAGGUUAAUGUCAAGACCGUUUGGUGUAGCUUUGUUGAUAGCAGGCGUAGAUAAGCAAAAAGGUCCUCAAUUGUAUCAUGCUGAGCCAUCGGGGACGUUUUACAGAUACGAGGCUAAAGCUAUUGGAUCGGGAAGCGAGGGUGCUCAAGCAGAAUUAAACAAUGAGUAUCAUAAAAGCUUGACUUUGAAAGAAGCAGAAUUAUUGGCAUUGAAGAUAUUAAAGCAAGUGAUGGAAGAGAAGUUAGAUUGCAAGAAUGCCCAAUUGGCAAGUGUCACAACAUCUGGUGGAUUUCAGAUAUACGAUGAUGAAAAAACUGAUGCAAUUAUAAAAGUUUUAAAUGAACAAACCACCGAAGAAGACACUGUGAUAAGCUAG
This is a messenger RNA of Lodderomyces oxycetoniae, 768 nucleotides long. RefSeq names its product proteasome core particle subunit alpha 5 (gene PUP2). Gene Ontology annotation, biological process: proteasome-mediated ubiquitin-dependent protein catabolic process. The transcript has a single exon. Lineage: Eukaryota; Fungi; Ascomycota; Pichiomycetes; Serinales; Debaryomycetaceae. The record is from RefSeq and is a predicted model, not a curated record. The coding region runs from base 1 to 768 and encodes 255 amino acids. Gene Ontology annotation, cellular component: proteasome core complex, alpha-subunit complex; proteasome core complex; nucleus.